Messenger RNA from Schistocerca gregaria, 8666 nucleotides. RefSeq lists its product as uncharacterized. Gene Ontology annotation, molecular function: transcription corepressor activity. Gene Ontology annotation, biological process: regulation of gene expression. NCBI's taxonomy places the organism in Eukaryota, Metazoa, Arthropoda, Insecta, Orthoptera, Acrididae. The record is from RefSeq and is a predicted model, not a curated record. The transcript is spliced from 9 exons. The coding region runs from base 1229 to 2521 and encodes 430 amino acids. Gene Ontology annotation, cellular component: cytoplasm; nucleus.
CACAUUUUUGAUCGUCGAGCCUAUGGAGGAGUUAUUCCAACGUAAUCUAAAAGAAAUCAAUGUUGACCAUACUGCGAAGGACAAUUUUGGCAAGGCAGUCCGAUCGCAUAAUAUUGAUCGCAAGUUUCAUCGCGUGUAGUAUCUUUCUUGCUUUGUUCGCUAUGUGUUUUGUGUUUAGUCUUCCGGCGUAGAGUGGGAUGUCAUGGCCGGCGAAUUUAUUUGGUGUUUGAAGUAUCGCGUUAUAUUUGUAAUCGGUUUUUUCGGGUGCCCGUAUGUGCCAACUUGAAAUGUUUAUACAUACUAUGCAGGUCAGAAAUAUUGUGGACAGAAGAAUUGGGCGACUUGUUUAGCGAGUGCACUUUUUCGCUACCACAGAUCGUCAAGCGAAAUUCGGAUAAAGUGCUAAAAGCAGCUAAGCUCUUCAGUCAGUUGAAGUUUCAUUAGUCACUGGGGCCAAGAUUUGAGGAGUUCAUCAAAUGGUUGUAACUACAAGAUAAUUGCUUUUCAACUGAAUUGAGGAAAUGUAAAUUGUUGUCAAUGUGGCUGGAGCAUUGGCAAUUACUGUUUCUCGAGGUAGAUUUGUUCAAGAAAAAGUUACUCAAGUUAAUUUUGUAAUGGAAGUAACAGAGUGAAUAAUGUGGUGCACAAUGGCUAACUGCAGUUUCUUAAUAAAUGGUAACAUGAACAUGAACAUUGCUUAAUUCGAAUGUGUGACAAGAUAUUAUUUGGGUACAUGCCUGAAGAAGAAUGUAAUCUGAUGACUGCCAUUACCUGCAUUGAUGAAGCUCAUGCACCUGUCGUCUGCAGAAUGGUGGAAUUUUUUUCACAAAAAUAACUGGUGGUGGAAUAUUGAUGUACCAUGAUCCAAAGGAACUUCUAAGUAAUUCCUAAUAUUGAUACGGAGCAAUGAAGGCAGUCGUACCAAGUAUGAAGCAGAGACAACAUAGUAUGAUGAAAUAAGUGGUUUUUAUUCAGAAAGCUGUAUAAUUUGAAGACUAUCUGUAUUUGCUAAUUGCAUUAAUUACCGAAAGCACAAACUGCUCUGUAGCCCUGCAUUCAUGAUGAUGGCGGUGUUAUCUUCAGCUGCCCUAAAUAUGAAAAACUUGUCGAGUGGUUCUAUGAUUUCAUUGUUGAGUUGCACAGUUUCCUUUUUGAUCAGGAUGAGAGCACUGGUCGCGGCACAGUGUACUUUGAGGUACACGUUGCAAUCAAUUUUGUCACAUCUUUCAUGAACAAGGUUGUGCCACAAGGCCGAGUAAAAAUUUUUGGUGAGGCUCUUGCAAGGGCAUUAAUGAACAAAUAUGAAGGGCAUUGGUUCCCAGAGAGUCCUCUAAAGGGCUCAGCAUAUCGUUGUUUUGAAUUUGGGGCCUAUAUUGAGCCUGAGGUGAAAUUUGCUGCUAGGCAGGCAGGACUACGUUGUCGAGAUGUAUUGAUAUGUGUUCCCUCAGAAAUGUCAAUUUGGGUGGAUCCAGGGACAGUAAGCUACCGUAUAGGUAUUGAGGGCCCUGUGAAACCCGUGCUCAAUGAAUCUGGAUGUGUUGUUACAUGUUUCUUUGAUCCUGAUGUGGAAGAUCCUGAACCUGACCCACCUGGUAACUCAAAAGCUGUAAGCUCUUGUGAGGAAACAGAAACUGUGGAAAAGAGCAGACCACGAAAAUUUACUCCAAAGCGUGGAAAGUCCAAGCUGUCAGUAGCAUAUGAAGAUGACUUAAAAUUUGUUGCUAAGAAUGGCGGUCUUGACUCAGCGACAGACUAUGACGACCUUGAGCCCCUUGAACCAUAUUUCACCGCUGAAGACAUGAAGUCUGGAAUUUUAUGUGAAGAUGAAGAACUUACCAGUAAUCAGUUGAAAUCUUCUGAUGAACCUGCUUACGGCAACAGUCGUCGCAGACGUUCUAGGAGAUCAAAAAAAAAAUCACCAAAUAAACCCGGUAACAGUAAUGGGAAUAGAGGCCGAAACAGUGGUAAGAGGAGACAGAGCAAUGACAGUAAUAAUAAUAGUAAAAUCUGCAGUAAUAAUUAUCAAAACAGCAGUGGUUCGGCCAGUGGCAGUGGUAGCAGCAGUGGUGCAAGCAGCAGUGGUACGAGCAUCGGUGGCAGUACUACCAGCACCAGCGCUAGCAGCAGUGGCACCAGCACAAGUGGCACCAGCUGCAGCAGCAGCAGCAGCAGCAGCAGCAGCAGCAGCAGUAGCAGUGGCAGUGGCAGCAGUGGCGGUGCCAGCAGCAGCAGCAGCAGCAGCAGCAGCAUCACCAGUAGCAGCAGCCUCACCAGCAGCAGCAGCAGCUGUGGUGCCAACAGUGGCAGCAACGUAAAUCGGAGUACUGCCGUGAGCAGUGGAAGAAACAACAGGGGCAGAAACAGCAGGGGCGGAAGCAGUAACAGCAACGGUAACAGCAAUCCAAAUAACACUAACACCAGCUCCAACAGCAGUCGCAGCAGUAACCAUCACCGCAGUAGGAAUGUUUUGCAGCACCAGUCCAUUGUCAUCAGCAACUCGUCUUAUUCGUCAAGAGUUUGAGGCAGUUGAAAUUCUUUAUCAAAAUUAUCAGUAUUUCUAUUGGAUAUCUUCCAGUCAGUCACACUCGCGGUCAGAAAACUGUAAUCUACUAAGAUUGAAACUGAGGAAUGGUCUCGUGUAAUAUCAGUAACUACAGCCACUUUAUCUGCACACACGAUUUUACAAAGGAUUUCAGGACUGCGAUCAGGUAAAUUUGAUGAAAUACCUGUUUUGCAACUGAAGAAACACAAAUAAUACCAACUGCUGAAAUAUAGCGACAGUCUAUUCGGCCCAGCCUGCUGAAAUUUCGAGAGCCAUUCCUGUGGCUACAGACCUGCUGAAACAAAAAUGUUUAUCGAGAUCUGAACAUUCGCUACAAAAGUAACACAUGAUACGUAUUAAUCCUGAACUAGUUUUUCAAAUAAAUGUGCUGACUGUUGAAAUACAUUUGCUGUAAUUAUUAGCAAUGUUUAAACAGCACAGUACAGAUUUUUCCAUCAGUUCCAUUGUUUGGGGGGACUCUUCAGAGGACUUGCCGCAACUGGUGAAAGUUGGUGAUAGUUGUGGCUUGUUGGACUGUUACAGAAUCUUUUGGAUUUUAAUCCACUACAUCCACUGUAUCAUACUACAGUGCAUAAUCACAGUUUUGUUUAAUUUUACUGUUACAGUGAUACUCAUUGUUCCGAAGUGUCAGGGAUUAAUUUCCUUGGCUAGUACCUCGUGCUAGAAGUUCAUAUUUGCAGUGUCCCUGCCCUGUGAAUGCAACUCUAGCAGCCUUUUCCUUGACAUGUCUCUUUACUGUGCUCAUUCCUUUUGCACAUUUUUUGCAUUGACUAAUCUUGGGAUAAUUCAGCUUCUUUUAACCUUUGAACUUGAGUUUUUCCCUUAUAUAUAUGCUGCUGUUCACAUCAAAACAAGUAGCGGUUACGUAACCAUAAACAGAGUGUGUCCAUCUAAAAUUGGAAGAUAACUUAUAUAUUGAAAGAAAAAUUACAUGGAGACAAUGGUUGGCCAGUGCUUACCUUCAAAAGACGAAAAUUUCAAAUACUUAUUGGGAGUCUGAGUGGCCUGCCCCAUCUGCUCAACACCAAGCAAAAGGACACAGUGAUAAGAAACUGAUACCACAUUCAGGAGGACAGUGGUUCAAAUCUCUGUUUAGCUGUCCUGAUUAAGAUUUCUUUGGUGCCCCUAAAUUGCUUAAGGUAAGUGUUUGGAUGGCUCCUUUGGAAAUGACGUGUCUGAUUCCCUUCCCUAACAUUUCCCAAUCUGAGCUUAUCCUCCAUCUCUAAUGACCUUUCCAUGGAUCGGAAGUUAAACCACCUAAUCUUCCUUCUUCUUUUCCAACCUUUCCCAAACUAUCCCUCUGUCAUACCUGAGGAAGGAACUACAGGUUUCAAAAGCUGGGUAUAAUUUUUCCUACUUUUAAGAGGUGUGUGUGAGAAUUUUGCUUCCUGAAGGUAAGUACCGGCAAUCCAUCUCAGCUCCUUAUAAGCUAACCUAUGAGACAUCUGUGUUUUAUUUCUAAAAAGUUUUCUUCAUAAUUAUUCUGUGACCUGACUGAUUUUCAACAUUAAUGGGGGCUGUAAAUACAGAUUUUAAUACAAACAUUCGUGCAUAUCACUGAACAAGAAAUAAGUAAUGCAUUGUUUGUUCAUGUCAGAAAAAUCCAUUAUAUAGAAAGCAGUGAAAAAUAUUGUUACUAUAGAGUAACUGGAUCUUCAGUUUUCUAAUAUUUGGAGUGCCAUACUUUUAGAUCUGGCAGUAAUUGCAUUCUUAUAACAUUUAGUUAUUUAUAAAUAAAAAUUUCAGAGUAUCUUAGUUUGUUAUUACAUAUUGUCCCAUGAUACUGAGAUAACAAGAGUAUUGCUUUUGUUGUUCAGUGCUCAUUGAAAAAAGGUAAUUCUCUACUCCUACCUAGCUCAGGAUCAGAUUGAUAAUGAAAAAUUGAUACUGCUUUUAAGACAUUUUAAAAGUAUGUUAUAAAAUGAGUUACUGUAGGCCAUCUUAUGCACAGAAGACAAGAAUACUUGAAAGAGAAUUCAUGAGCAAUACCAGAACAUUGCUCUGUUUUUGAUUCUCUUUCAGGUUUAAUCAGACUUGCUUGUAGUCAGUCAUGUUAAACAUGUCCCCAAAUGUUCUCUACAUUUACUGUUUUAUUAAUUCAAGCAGUUCUUAAAAAUUUGUUCUUCUUUGGGUAGAAAGGUAUAAUUCCCACAAUUUCAAAAGAUGCACUUACAUCCUUCUGCCUGAUCAUUAUUUAUAUUUUUGCAUGCUAACCCCAAAUCAAAAAAAAAAAAAUAUUUCCGGGUUAAAGUAUUCAAAAUAGGUUUAUAUGUUUUGGUGAGCUAAAGUCACCACUAUUGCUUGCAAGAGUGUCAUAGAUCACAUUUUUUCCAUAUUUCUAAACUUUUACCUUUCUGCCUUGGGAAAAGCAAAUUACUGUAGGCUGCUGGAGGGGCUAUUAUGGUUACCUUACUUUAUACAUACCUCUUCUGUUUAGUUCCCUACUUUUUUGUGAAGCAGUCAGUAAUAGAUGAUUUAAGCACACGAGCAUUUUUCUCAGUUUGAUCCUGCACCCCUGCCUCUCCCUCCCACCUAGGUGCUUCCGUUUUGUUCCUGUGUGUUUAUUUCCUUCAGUAUUUAUUUUUAAAGAAGCCCAAGAGUAUUGCAUUAUAAUGUCUUCUGGGAAGCAGAGUUUUUUCAAGUACAGGUUAAGCUCUGAAUUUAAUGUCUUAAAUUUUUUUGAAAAACUAAUAGGAUUUUUGGAUUGACAUUUGAUAUUGUAUUUUGGCUGCUUAUUAAAUGUUUAUUCUUCCAAUUUCAUUAUCAGCCGUUGAUACAUCAGAUAAUUUGUAGCACAAAGUGUAACAUGCACUUCACACAAUUUGACACAGACUUGAAAGCCAUACAUUUGUGUAUGAUUAAAGUUAUUUUACUACAAAUAUAAGAAUUCUUUUGGAUAUAUUAUGGAAAACAUCUAAAUAUCCUAGAAUAGGCUACAUUGCAAAAUCAUUAACAGCUAAUUCAAAUGGUUUCUAAUAAUUUUGAUACAAUUUCCUAAUCUUUCUUUCCACUUGACACAUCCUGUACUUCAUAACCGUUUCUCUUAUUCCAUUCUGUACUUCUUUUUUUUCGAUCUUGCACUGAUAGUGUGCCAAUUUUUAACACUUUCAAGCUCGAGUUUUCACAGCUGUUACUUUCUGGCAUCUCUUUUCUAAGAAGUCUUCUGAAUCCAAGAAUGUAUUUGCUAGUGGCACUCUCAGGUGUUGUGUCAGUAUGUGUCACUGAAACUUUGCCAUUUUUGUUGGGAAACCUGAAUGUGAUCUUGAGUGGAAAAAGUGUGUUAAUUGACAGUGAAAUAUGAUUGUGCAUGUGCCAAGCAAUGACUUGUGGCUGUGGCAUUCUGAGAACAAAACAUUAUUGACUGGAAAUGAAAAUUAAAGCAUCUCCUGAAACUGGAAGGGUGCUGAGCAGAAGUUUCAUCAGAUGUUGAAGAGUAUAGUGAUGACAUCCAACACAAUGCUUGAGGGCCUGAGCAAAAUUUAUAAUGCCCAGAAAGUCUUAAAGACCAUGUGAGGUAUGUAUUGGGACAGGAGAAAAAUGAAGCAAAAAUGACUUGUGUACUGCUUACUUUCUAGCAAUAAACCAGAUUUUCUCCAUCAAAUGUUCUGCAUUUGUGGCAGAAUUGUGAAAGAGCUUCAUUUGAAGCCUGUUCUACAGUAUUCACUAUUUCCAUUGGUUGCAUCAGUAGACAUUCAUUGUUAAAGGUGCUGACUUAAUUACUUUCCUCAUAUCUGACAGCUUCAUAGAAAAUGACAAACAUACUAUUAUCGAAAAAAAUUGCCCUGUGUUGUAUCUUUACAAUUUUUUUUUCAUUUAAAAGAAUUUAUAUAUCUGAAGUAGUCUUUUGUUAAUCAGUACUCUCAUUAGUUGACCAAAAUGUUCAUCUGUUCAGCCUUGCGCUAUAUAAAUUGAAGAAGUUUUUUGGAAUCCCUACUGCAUCCACACCUAUAACGCUUCAGUGUGAACUACCAUAUCUCACUGUAAGUCAUGCUGUAAGCUCAUAUUCCAAUGAACUGUUGUUAUCCGUGAAUGUGUAUUCCAUCUCAUUUAUUUGUCUCACAUGUUGCUUCAUUUUGUAAAUCCGACAAGUAACUUAGUUAUUAAACCUUAAAAAAAAAACAUUUUAACACUGUACAAUGGUUUCUGCACACAAUUCAAAUGUUAAUGGCCAUACAAAAAAUAAAUUUUGUUUAAAUGUAUACUGUCUCAUGAUUGUGCCAGUUUCUGCUAUCAAAUUAUUGUGGAAAACCAUAUUGAAGUGAACUAAAGUUGUCCGUGCUACACAUUUCAUCAACUAAUUGGAUAAGAUCAGGUCACAUAGUUUUGGCUAAUAGCAAAGUAGUUGAUUUUUACUUACUAAUCUCAUAUUGUCCUUAGUUUCAGAAAAUCCAACUUCUGUAAUUUUUGUCAUGUUCUCCCUCUAGCAUCCACUUCUCCAUAGUGUAGGAUUUCUGCACACCAUUGUUAAUCCAAGGAACAAAGAAUUCUUUGAUGUUCGUCCUGUGUGAUUCUAUAACUCCUUUGCCUAACAUGAAUGUGGUAUCCCUAAAUUUCUGUAUGGAUCCCAUACAUUUUUCUUUGUGAUUAAAGAUGGUAUUUGACAUUGGUCUGUGAUGAUAUAAGACAAACAACUAUUCAGACACUUUCUUAACUACUAUUCAGACACUUUCUUGUACACAAACUAGCUUAGCUGUGAAUGAACCUGAAUGGUUAGGCUUAAUAAAGACAUCUCAACUAUGAAUGAUUUGUCUCUUUAUGAAUGAUAUUACUGUUAUUUUGACGUUGUCUUCAUUUUACAUGUCAGCAAUUGUUAAAAGUUAUUUCAUUUCUUAUGUUCAUAUUUUUUGUUUCUUUUAAAAAGGGUGAUGUUGAUUAAAGGCAGCAACAGAUGAGUGAUGGAUGAUUUUAGAACACUGGAUUUGACCUGUUCACUAUAUGUGCAUUGUCAGUAUUGCAGCUGUGUGUAUGGGACACCAAACAACCUACAGCAAGUAGUGUCUUGUCCCCCACAGCCACCUUUCACAGCUAGAGCAAGUUGCUUAGUGUGUCCUCAAGUCAGUGGAACAAAUAUUAAAAUGAACAUAAUGUGUCCCUUGUGUCCUAUACAUGACAUAAUCACGUAAUGGGAAAUCAAAUGAUGCAUGUGCGGUGUGCAACCUGACACCUUGUAAGUCAGUUGCAGUGGGAGUAUCAUUGUCAGUGCCAUUGACAUGCAUAACUUUGUUUGUAGAAGUACAUCCAGUACACCAUACAGUGCAACUGUGAACAUUGUUUGCUAGUUUACAUGUGAUUAAAUGAUAUAUACAAAAUUGUGUGUAUUGAGACUGAUACCAUUAAAUGUUUCCCAUAAGUGUUAUGUAGCUAAAUUAUUUUUUCCAGUAACUGAAACUGUGUUGUAUUCAACAGUUCAUUUUAUUUCAUACAUCCAGUUUUUUUAGUUCUGAGGGCAACAGCUUAGUUGGUUCUAAGCAAUUAUAAAUUAUUUUACAUUAAGAAGAGCCCAUACAUUUUCUUUUGAAUAUACAGCAAAAGUAUUUUUUUAAAAGUAUACUUUGAGCUGUAUAUGUUGUUGUUACAUUUGUGAAUACACAUGUUUAGCUUUGUGGCAAAUGUAUGAUGUUUAUUCGGAACUACUGCUAAUAAAUAUUUAAUGCAUGUAGAUAAAUAUGUUUUCGCAGUUGUUGUGGCUAAACAUACAGCAGUUUCAAUGAAUCAGUGGGUCUGUACUCAGAAACUUCUAUGUUAUCAGUUACCAUUCCAUAUCCUCUAAAAUGUUGAAAUUUGUGUCUUUUACUGUAUUGAUGUUCAUUGAUGUGUCUCUUACGUGUAAUUGGUGUUAGUUCCAUACUAUGCUAUGCAGAAUGUUGAUGAUUGUUAACACAAAAGUCAUUGGCAGCACAGAUUCUGUGAGAAUUAACAGUUUAUAGUUAUAACUACCACUAAGAGUUUGACAUAGCUGUUUUUUCAAUGAUCUUGUGCUGUCUGUCUUUUGUUGAAGAACAGAACUUGAUGGCAGACUGUGGAAUUAUUCUGAUUUGCUUGUGAUGGAAUACUGUCUAUUUCUGCUGUUAAAAGGAAGUGAAAUAUACAGACUUUUCUGAAA